Molecule: messenger RNA, 696 nt
Organism: Venustampulla echinocandica
Lineage: Eukaryota; Fungi; Ascomycota; Leotiomycetes; Helotiales; Pleuroascaceae
Exons: 2
Coding region: 1-696 (231 amino acids)
Biological process (GO): protein import into nucleus
Cellular component (GO): nucleus; cytosol
Molecular function (GO): nuclear import signal receptor activity
Source: RefSeq, a predicted model, not a curated record
AUGGCACAGCAAAUCCCCCAACUCUUCGGCCUCAUUCCCACCGGCCAUCCCGCAAUCCUCGCCCCCACCAGCGCGCCCUCCCAGACAUCGUUUCUGUACACGAUACCGCUGGAUCCUGCCCAUCUAUUCUCGCAUAUAGUGGCAUUCCUGCUACCAGGCACCGACCUCCCUCCCGAAACCGCAGCAGCAGUCUACAUCUCUCUCCCGACAUCCCCCUCCCCAGAGCCCCUACAACCAAACUUCAAAUUCCUGGGAGGCAUAGGGCCCGGCAAAGAAAGCGCGAUUUUCAAAAUCACCGGCCUCUCCGCCUCGCCAGCAAGCACCGCCGCUCCAAACAGGGAGGUAGACAUGGACUCCGGCUACCCGGAACCACUCUCCUCCUUCGGAAGCUCCCUCACAAUCGGCAUCUCCAUCGAGCCCGCAGCUUCUGUCGCCGCGCAGAUGGCUGCCCUGCAAGCCAACAAUGCUUCGCAAUCGCAAUCGUUGGUGCCCGCGAAACAGCAGCAGAACUUGGAUCCGUUACUGCUGGCGCAGAGGAUAAUCAAGAAUGAGUUUAAUUUCCUGGCGAGUUUCAGUGGGAAUGUGGCGAAUGGCGUGGAGGUAGUGCCUCUGAAGGCGUUUGAGGAUUGGUGGCGGAAGUUUGAGGGGAAGGUGAGGGCUGAUCCGGGGUUUUUGGAGAGGGAUAGUCAGGAUUGA